AUGAAGGCGACAAGGAAGAGGAAAAGGACAAUAAAAGACAUUCAAGUGCGAGAAUAUGAGAGCGGAGAUGAGCGGGAGGUCAUCAGGAUUUUCUGUGAGGGGAUGGAGGAGAUGGUCCCAGACACGGCGUUCAGAGGGUUACCACACCAUCCAGAGAGUCUGCUGCUCUAUACGGCCAUCACAGUGUCGUGUGUGUGGAUCUCCUGGUGUCUGUGGGUGAUAGUGCUCCUCCCAGGGCUUUUACUCUGCGGACGCUACUUCUGCAGCUUCAUAGUAAAGAACAGAUACACAAAGCGCGCCAUGAACACAGACAUGGCUGAUAUUGAGGGCUCUUAUAUGAAGGCACCAGGCUCCUGCCUGUGGGUGGCGCUGGUGGAUGGUGUGGUGGUGGGGCUGGUUGCAGCCAAGCAGAGGUGUCCAGACCAUGGAAGUGUUCCAGACGAGGUGGAGCUGAAGAGGAUGUCUGUGGACCAGAAACACCGGUCCUGUGGCGUGGGCUUGGCACUGGGACGGAAAGUCCUAGAAUUUGCAUCAUCUCAAAAUGUCUCCAAAGUUGUUCUGGGAACGACCAACUACACAGCAGCGGCUCAUAACUUGUACAGGCGCCUUGGGUUUCAGUGUGUGGGAGUCACGGACGGUUAUCCCACUGACACAUGUGCACCAUCUCUGUUAGAGCGCCUGCUCUACAGGGUCCGCCACCAUCACUAUGAACUACAGCUGUAG
Knipowitschia caucasica is the source of this 723-nucleotide messenger RNA. NCBI's taxonomy places the organism in Eukaryota, Metazoa, Chordata, Actinopteri, Gobiiformes, Gobiidae. The record is from the annotation of a GenBank genome assembly.